Triticum aestivum (bread wheat) is the source of this 975-nucleotide messenger RNA. Its product is annotated as diacylglycerol O-acyltransferase 2D-like. The record is from RefSeq and is a predicted model, not a curated record. Gene Ontology annotation, biological process: triglyceride biosynthetic process. Lineage: Eukaryota; Viridiplantae; Streptophyta; Magnoliopsida; Poales; Poaceae. Gene Ontology annotation, molecular function: diacylglycerol O-acyltransferase activity. The transcript is spliced from 9 exons. Bases 1 to 975 code for a protein of 324 amino acids. Gene Ontology annotation, cellular component: endoplasmic reticulum membrane.
AUGGCGGGGAAGAAUGAGGAGGAUGGUUCGACAGUGUUCCGGCCAGGCACGGCGGCUUCGUCGCCGGUGCGCACUGUGGUGGCUUUAGCGUUGUGGCUUGGAGCCAUCCACUUCAAUCUCCUGCUUGUCUUGGCAUCCGUCUUCGUCUUCCCCGGACGCAUUGCCGCCUUGGUACUAGGCACGCAGCUCUUCUUCAUGUUCGCUCCUGUGAGUAACACUAACGGAUGGGGGCGAAACGUCGCCAGGUUCAUAUGCAAACACGCGGUCGGCUACUUCCCCAUCACUUUGCAUGUGGAGGACUACGAUGCAUUUGAUCCCAAUACAGCUUACGUGUUUGGUUAUGAGCCGCACUGCGCUAUGCCCUUGGGCUUGUGGGUCGUUGCAGCCCCCAUGGGGUUUAUGCCUCUGCCGAAGAUGAAGAUCUUAGCAAGUAGCGCGGCAUUCUACACACCUUUCCAGCGGCAAAUAUGGACCUGGCUAGGGUUAGUUCCGGCAUCGAGAAAGAACUUCUCCUACUAUCUCGGAGCCGGCUAUAGUUGUGCCGUUGUGCCAGGAGGCCUGCGUGAGAUGCGAUAUAUGGAUCAUGAACCUGACUCAGAAGUUGCUUUCAUUAGAUCAAGGAAAGGAUUCGUAAGAAUAGCCAUUCAAACUGGUUGCCCUUUAGUCCCAGUGUUCUGCUUUGGACAAGAUCGUGUUUACAAUUGGUGGAGACCCGGAAGUAAUUUACUUGUUAAGAUAGCUGGAGUACUCAAAGCUCCCGCAAUUGUCUUCUGGGGUAAAUUCGGAACCUUCAUACCAUUUCGGUUGCCUAUGCAUGUGUUUGUUGGAAGACCUAUUGAAGUAACGAAAAAUAACCAACCUACAAUGGAUGAGAUAAAUGAAGUGCACAAAAAAUUUGUGAUGGCUCUGCAGGAGUUGUUCAACAAGCACAAGUAUAAAGCUGGAUGCCCUAACCUCCAACUACAAGUCAUAUGA